GCGCUGCUAGCUUGCUGUCUGGUCCUGUGUGUCCUGAAUGAAUGACAUCAUGCAGGCUGCUGUUUGCGUCGGGCUGCGAGCGGACUCCUUCAGACAGUAACGGGUAAUCUGGGAGUGUCAUCUAAAGCCAGCCGUUAAAGCUGCGCGCGUGGUGAUGGACAGAUGAGGUCAGGCAGGGUUAUCUCUAGACACCCUAAAGGUGUAAAGUGAUGCAGCAGAAGUUGUGUUCCCGAGGUUCUGGAUCCUUCCUUUUAGAGAGGAACGGCCAGGCCUGCGGUGCGAUUGUGGACGCUGUCACUCCCUGUGACCUCCCCUUCCGCUGUCCCCGCUGUGGUGAGCAGGAGCGUUUUCGCAGUUUGGCUUCCCUCCGCGCUCACCUCGAGUACCGCCACUCGUAUCGCUCACCAGACAUGGUCACUGGAGGGUUCAGCAUCACUGGGAAGCUCCCCGACCCGCUGACGGCAGCUAUCCCGUGGCACGACAUGAGCCUCCCGACGCGUAGGGGGCAGCAAAGUACAGGGAGGCCGCCUCAUGUCCGCUCCCUCAGCGACAGCAGAGACAGCGGAUACCUCCACUCAUAUGGGUCUGCGAGGAGGCGCACCCAGAGCGUUGGGGUAGGGACGCAGGCGGAGGAGGACGAGGAGGAGGAUGAGGAAAUCGAUGUGGGGACAGAAGACGAAGAUGUGGAAGAGGACGAGGAGGAGGAGGACGAUGAGGGUGAAGAGAGAAGUGGAAGUAGAAAUGAGGAGGAUUUGAAAACCUCAAAAAAGUCAGACCAUCACCACAUCAACCACCAUCACCUCCUGUUCCCGCCUCCAGCUCCUCUUGGCCCUCCACCGGACCCAGAUCUGGACCUGGAUCUGGAUCUGACUGAGCAGAACUCCUACUCCGGUUUGGAGACAGCAGCAGCCUCGGCCGCAGUGCGGCAGCGGCUGGCCAGCAUCCUGCGGGCGGCCGAUAGCACCAUGCAGCGCCGGCUGGCCAGGGUGAGCACCGAGCUGGCUCAGACCGACACGGAGCUCCUGUGUGAGCGUGCUCACUCGCAGCAUCUGGCCCAGGAGAGGCAGGAAGUUGCAGACAAGGAGAGGUCGCUUAGCCGACAGGUGGAUGUGGCUGUCAUGGUGAUUGCUGCGCUGAGGGAGCAGCUCAACGCCUCAGAGAACGAGCUGGAGCGGCGAGAGAGGGAAGUGUUAACCAUCCAGAAGUUUCUGGAGGCGGCGGUUCGCCAGGAGACGUGCGGCAAAGUUCGAAUCCAGCGCUUCAUCGAGAAUCUGCUGAGACGUAUCGCUCUGGCCGAGAGGCUGGUGGAGUAUUACCAGGUCAACGGUAGUCCGCCACAGUGCAACCACUACAAGCAGCACCAGCAGAAAACUGAUAACGGCCCUCACAGAAUAACUAAGAGCAGGUCAGCAGGAGGUCAGCUGUCCUCGUCUGGUCUCGCUGACAGCAGAACUCAGUCCUCGUCCCAGUUCGGCGGACGUCCUCUGUCCUCAAAAGCAGGCGGAGACCGAGAUUGGGAGCGGGAACACCGGGAGCGCCUAGCUCAGUCAUCCCGGCUGUUCUGCCGGCCUGAACACAGAGACGACAUCUGGAACCAUCAGCGGCGCCGGUCCACUGGGUACGAGACCUAGACCAGCAGAGAAAGACCAGAGGGAGGGGUGUCGGGGGCAAGACUUUAUUACACAAUGACUUCAUUCCAGUACGUUAACCUAUGGAAAAGUAGCACAUGCUCCCAUCAGCAUCAGACUUGUUUUACACCACUUCUCAUCGUAAAGCUGGAUUUGUUAGUCUGACUUGAGCUUACAAACUCACAGGAGGGUGUGUCCAAAAUAACAAAUACUAAACAGUACUAACUAUUUUUGCAUCAUUGCAAAUUUAGACCAAAUUUUCUAAAAAGAUUUUAAAAAGGAUUAUUUUUGUAUCUGGCAAAUUAUUUAAAAAUAUUUAGAUAUUCAUACUUUAUUGCUUCUCCUCCUGAAAACUCCAUAAAUGACAUGUGGUCUCUAAUAAUAAUGGAGGGAAAACUAUAUAUAAAAGAUGGACGUAGCUUCCAGGUCUGAGAAGUGGUGCCAGUGUGGAAGUGCCUUAAACCUGCAUUCUUUCUAAUGGCCAGCAGGGGGCGGAUUCUGAUGACAAGAAGAAGGCUGUGAGACCAUUAAAGGUUCGGCUUGCUUGGUUUUUGACCCAGUACAUCCAGCUUUUACAUAAAAUCUAUUGGAUAAUAAAAUUCUGAAGAUGAUAACAGAUUAUCAUGGCUGCUUCCUCCUAACAGGGUUUACAACGUAAAGCAAUAACAAAUAUGACUCCAUGAGCUCUUUGCAUCAGGCACAUUCCACUUUUAAUUGCUUGCAUUGUGUUGCUGUAAUUUUGGUACUUUUCCAUAGAUUAUUAAACUGGAGUGGACCAUUGUAAACUGUUACACUUGGUUAUUUUUCCUUUGGAUGUAUGAGUGGGUAAACCUUCGAUAUUAAAACAUAGAACUGGAUUCUGUCUGUUAAGUAUAAUAGUUCAUUUUAUCUUCAGGUACAAAGACGUGUUAUGAUUUAAUGCCCGUCUGAUCACAGAAUUUGAUGCCUGAUGACACGUCCUCUCCUCUGGUCAGACCUUCACAUCCUGGCCUGGUUCGCUCAAAAACUCCUGAUCAGUCAAGCUAUCGUAUCUCUGCCUGUGCUUUCUAAGCCAAACCAUCGCCCGGGAUCGUCUUGAUAGUUUAAGAUUUGUUUAGUCUGUUCAGUCACAUCUUAACAACCCAUCACGAGUGAAACUUUGGGUUUCUGCUGAAGAAGGAGGUACAAGGAGCUAAAUUAUUACUAUUCCAAGAGGAAUCCUGGGUCUUUGCCUUUGCACGGUACACCCAACUCCACUGUCUAUCGUUUCUGGCCGUGACUGUUUUGGACUGUGCCCAACUGGUUCCAUGUUUCAAGGCUGCUUCCAAGGUCUGGUUCAAAUCCCUUUCCGCUCAUAGUCUGGGCUGUUCCUUUCCAAGAGAGGGUCCUGGUAUGUAAAGAGUUUGCAUGGCCACAGUCCUUUUUCUGUCCUUGACGGAACCAAAUUCAGUGCCAUUGUAGUGGUGGCUAUUUUAGGUGAUACCCAACUCCAGCUCUUUUGGGCUCCACCCAUCACCAUUACCCCUGGUGUGGCUUUGCUAGCUUCUGGACAACAUUUAUCGCUUCUAGUUGUCAGUUUUUAUUGAGGUUACUCAGAAAAGAAAACCAAACAGACCUGGGACCUGUUCGCCUUGGAAAACUCUCGCAGGGUUUUUCCUCAAACAGUGCUGUUCCCAGGAUCACAGAGGCACACAAGGAUAAUGAGGUGAUUCUUCAGUGAACGUAUCUGGGAAAAUUAAUAUCUCACAAUCUCAUCCAUGAGUAAAGUGAUAAUAAGACUGAGGGUGAUGUGCUUGAUUGCAGUAAGCUGUUGAUGACCGCCAGUUUAGUUUGUACGAAGAGGAAUCAGCUGAGGUGGUUUGAGCAAUUAGGAUGCUUCCUUGGCAGAGGUUUUCCAGGCAGAGGAGACUCUGAGUAAGGUUGAUUUUCAGUGAAGGCCUCCUUGUCAGCACUGAUUUGGUUUUUAAAGCACAGGCACGAGUUCGAUGAUGCCAGACCCGGAUCAAAUAUGUUCAGCAUGUAGCUGAGAGGAGUUUCCUUCGAAGAUGGAUCUGCUUUUGAUGCAUAGAAAGAAAAAAUCACAACAGGUGAUAAAUAAAAAUGGAGGAAACAGCUUCCUUCUACUCUACUCAAAUAAGGACGAAAUGUUGCAGAAAUGGGCAGUGAUAUUUUAGCGGUGGGUUUGAGAUGUGGCGCUGACAUGCUGCCACCACCAUCUCAACUCCAGUCCUCUGGACUUUGGUUGUGGACACUUGUUGGGGUAAAAUUAUCUGUAGCUGCUCGGUUGGCUGUCUCUCAUCAUAACACUGAGGCCAGGGCAAAAUGCAGGACCUCGAUAUCGUGUCUUGAAUCAUUACUGCAACGUCUGUAGAUGAUGUCACACGUCCUAGACGAUGACGCCCAUUUCUAAGAUGUUUUAGCUUCACUUCUAAGGAGCUGUCAUGCUAUCCAUCUGUGAGAAACUUACCGAUCUGCUGCCAAAGCAGGAUUUCAUCACUGGUGUGGUGGACGUAGAAAAACCCAAACAGCACAACUUUUUGGAUGGUUUGUCCCAUUUCAGACAAUCUGAACUGAAAAAAGACCCGAGGGCUUGUUAGCGUAGCCGACGUCCAUUAAUGGAGACGGUUGAAAAUAGUUCCCAACAAGUGCAGAUGCUUUUGGUGAAGCUAGGCUUGCUUUUUUGAAUAUAGCUGUCCAGGUACAUGAAGGAGCGGUUUGGCCCAGGUCUGGAGGACGCCACACACUUAACGAAUGUAUGAGUUAAUUUAUAGCUCACAGUGAAACGAUGCCGUGCUUCAAGUCCCGACGUUUCGGGCUUUAGCUCGCGCUCCUUCACGUUUAAACGGGUGGAGAUUCUCCAAUCACACACGAAUGACGUCGCGUCAGCGCUUUCAUCCAAAGUGACUUAACAGUGCCGUGAAUGCGUACCGUCCAUUUGCAGUAUUCUUAACGACUCACGACGGCUUGUUUAACAGAAUCAUUCCUCGAUCCGUUUACAUGUCUGCACUCAUCUAAUGUUAGAAUGUAAAUGUAAAAAAGGCAGUAUUUGGUGUAAACUGUAUCUUUGCUGUCGUCGGUUUAGGUUUUGUUGAUGGUGUUGAUAUUUUGUAUACAGAGCUGUUACAUGUCAUCAAGUGGAGGCUGUGGUCCUAGAGUACUAUAACUUGGCAGGACUUUUGUAUGACUUGCAAAUAGAAAUCAUUUUAUGUCUAACAGGGUGUCUGCAGGUUCUGGAAACAUUUUAGUAUUUCCUAAAUUAUGUCAUGCAAAUUCGUCUUGGAAACAUGUAAUUAUGGAAGUAUAUUACCCUGCUGCUGCUGAGACGCUACAGCAUGAAAUACUAUCUGUAUUAUCUAUUAUUCUCUCUUUCUUUCCAGUUAGUCGGUGUGAAUUUGACUUCGGAUUGACCUUGUCAGAUCUUCGAGAAUUGAGCUUCCAGGCACCCUUUUUGAAUUUCAGAUUUACUGGGAUAUUUUUAAAGCCAAUUAUAUGUUUGUGUUUUCAUUGGAAUCAAACUGAGAUGUGAGAAGUUUGGUAGUAAUGUAGAGUAUAUCUUUGAUAUUAAUGUUCUGUGGUCAAAAAAUGGAUUUGUGGACCCUGAAACGCUAUUCUUGAAUUUCGCUGCUCGGAGAAACCUGAUGCAGAUGGAUCUGGAUAAACCGACCACUGAGCACUGCUGUUGUUGAUAUAAAAACCCCAUAACUUGAUGUGACCUGUUGUGCGUAUAACAGGAGUAGAAGAUCCUAUAAUGGGAAAAGUUUUUCCUAGAAAGUGGAAUCUUCUGUCAUUUGUGACGUCAGUUUUGGCCCCCAAUGGCAACACCAGCAGGUAUAAGGAUGGGCAUUAAGCUUAGUAUCACGGAGUGAUACCACCCAGCAGAUUACUAAUGACUAACCUCGUGCUAUGGAUGGAUCAUCCCAGAUUUUUUCGCGGUUGAAGUUUGCUCAGUAUUUUAGCCUCUUUUCAUUCAGUGGCUCUGUGCACGUCUGGUUCCUCCACCUACAAGUUGCUGAAUUUCAUGAAGUUUCUCGAGGUUUCUGGUUACUUCAUCACUGCUGGGCUCUUCCUGUGUGGACGCCAGUGUAGUCUGCCGGUGAGGGAUGACUUACUAGCUUUAAGUUUUGGGGUUUUUUAUUCAGACAACAGCAGAUCUCUUGGAAGUGUGCGGGCGUUGGGUUCGACUCUGAACUGCUUCCUGUUGUGUAUCUGGAAAAUGGUAGAAGAUGCAUGAAGCAGCCCUACUACUACCACUACUACUACAUAUGUAGCUAUUGUGUUACUGUGAAAGCAUGCUUCAUAUGUAGCAAAAAACUCCUAUAAAAUACUGUUAUCUUGUACUACCAUGUGUACUUUUGUAGCAGAGCGAGGUCUAUUUUAAUGGUAUUUGAAGGAGAGUUGCACUAAACCAUCCAAGAGAGCUUUUCUUGGCGCUGUUGGAUGUCAUUCGAUGGGAAGAGGGAUGCAUAACGGACAAUCAGCAGGGUUCGUGCACAGGUUUGAAAGAGUUUUGAAAUGUCUGGGGUGAUCGAUGUGCAAGAGGCGGUUCAAGUGUGUAAGAAAAGAAAAGUAUUGUAACUGAUGUAUUGUUUGUUUGAAUAUGACUCUCUGCCUUUCUUGCAGUAAGGUGGUAGAGGUGACGUUAGCUUUUCUGUUUGCGUAAAACUGUUCUAGCAGCAGCGUUCUGUUUGAUAUUCUUGAUUUCUGUUGAUUUUUAUUUCUCUUUUGUCCGUAGGGAUUUCAUUUGCAGAAGUAAUCUCUAGUUUUGUGCCUUCACUCAAGAACUCUGUAGUCUGUAAAAAACAAAAAAAAACAAAAAAAAAACAACACAAACUUAAAAAAACACUGUGCAAAAAUGCAAUACUGUGAAGAUCUGGAACACUUUAUGUUGAAUCCCGUCGGUCGGUAUGUGUGAUAGCCAUCGAAGAUUAAAGAACAAAUAUGACGCCAAGACGA
Molecule: messenger RNA, 6560 nt
Organism: Oreochromis aureus
Lineage: Eukaryota; Metazoa; Chordata; Actinopteri; Cichliformes; Cichlidae
Gene: znf365
Product: zinc finger protein 365
Exons: 7
Coding region: 210-1631 (473 amino acids)
Biological process (GO): regulation of DNA strand resection involved in replication fork processing; regulation of neuron projection development; regulation of double-strand break repair via homologous recombination
Cellular component (GO): centriolar satellite
Source: RefSeq, a predicted model, not a curated record